UGGAGCAGCGAUUCAACCCCCCGCAGCAAGACAAGCGUCGCUUGCUCGCUUCAGCGAGACGGUUCUGCGGUUGGGGGGCGAUGGCUGAUGAAAACCAGGAUAUGGGUGGCAUCCAUUUCCCUUUUCCCUUCCCACCCUAUCCUAUCCAGAAGGACUUCAUGGCGGAGCUCUAUAAGGUUUUGGAGGCUGGCAAGAUUGGGAUAUUUGAGAGUCCAACUGGCACGGGCAAGUCCUUAAGUCUCAUUUGUGGGGCCCUCUCCUGGCUCCGAGACUUUGAAGAGAAGAGAUUACAAGCAGAGGCUCGUCUCCUUGCACCUGGGUCUGGCCCCACAUGUGAUGGGAAGAACUCACUCCUGUCUUCCUCAUCUUGCCAAGAGCCCUCUGGCACCCCGAGGCCUGCUGGAGAACCCGAUUGGAUCACCGAAUUUGUUCAGAAGAAAGAAGAAAGGGACUUGGUGGAGAGACUGAAGGAGGAGCAAGCGAAAAGGAGGAAGCGGGAAGAGCGUCUGCAGCAGGUCUGUCUGGAUGGAAGGCUCAGAUUUGCAGCCAAGCGCAUGAAACAGGAAGAGGAGGAGACCGAGACUCUCCUGCGCCUCAGCAGGGAGAUGUUGGCUGUAGGGACAGGACCGGAACAGCUGGAGCAGCUGGAGUGUGGGGAGGAGGAGCUGGUUCUGGCAGAGUACGAGAGUGACGAGGAGAGAAGACCCAGCAGAGUGGACGAGGAUGAGGAUGACUUGGAGGAAGAACAUAUAACCAAGAUUUAUUACUGCAGUCGGACACACUCACAGCUGGCCCAGUUUAUACAGGAAGUACGGAAGAGCCCUUUCGGCAAGGAAACCCGGCUAGUCUCUCUUGGCUCUCGGCAGAAUCUUUGUGUGAACGAAGAUGUGAAAAGCCUGGGUUCUGUGCAACUUAUGAAUGACCGCUGUGUGGACAUGCAGAGAAGCAAACACGAGAAUGGAGCUGUGGAAGACAAGCCAAAGAGAAAGAGACGGAAAAUCCAGACCUCUUGCCCCUUCCACAACCAUGAGCAGAUGCAACUUCUCCGGGAUGAGAUUCUGCUGGAGGUGAAGGACAUGGAGCAGCUUGUGGCCCUUGGGAAGGAGGCACGGGCCUGCCCCUAUUAUGGAAGCCGCUUCGCCAUCCCUGCAGCCCAGCUAGUGGUACUACCCUACCCAAUGCUGCUGCAUGCAGCCACCCGACAGGCUGCAGGAAUCAAGCUGCAAGGCCAAGUGGUCAUCAUUGACGAGGCACACAAUCUGAUUGAUACCAUCACCAGCAUCUACAGCACAGAGGUCAAUGGUUCCCAGCUCUGCCAGGCCCAUUCUCAGUUGCUCCAGUACAUGGAAAGAUACGGGAAGCGUUUGAAGGCCAAGAACCUAAUGUACAUCAAACAGAUUCUGUACUUGCUGGAGAAGUUUGUGGCUGUUUUGGGAGGUAACAUUAAACAAAAUCCUAGUACACAGAGCCUGCUCCAGACAGGUUCUGAGCUGAAGAGCAUCAACGACUUUCUCUUUCAGAGCCAGAUAGACAACAUCAACCUGUUCAAGGUGCAGCGGUACUUGGAGAAGAGCAUGAUCAGCAGGAAGCUCUUUGGCUUCACAGAACGCUUUGGAGUUGUCCUUCCAUCUGUCUCAGCCUCUCAGGAGAACCGCAGUCUGGAUGGCUUCCAGCACUUCCUGAAGAGCCUGCAGUCAGGGCCUACCGAGGACUCCCUGGAGGACGGCCAGUCCACUGCCCCUCGGCCCGCCUCUCCUCUGAUGCACAUUGAGGCCUUUCUGGCAGCUCUCACCACUGCCAGCCAGGAUGGCAGGGUUAUCCUGAGCCGGCAAGGCAGUGUUGGUCAAAGCAGCCUCAAAUUCUUGCUCUUGAAUCCAGCUGUGCACUUUGCCCAGGUGGUGAAGGAAUGCCGAGCAGUGGUCAUUGCAGGCGGCACCAUGCAACCGGUGUCUGACUUUCGGGAGCAGCUGCUGGCAUGUUCUGGAGUGGAAGCUGACCGGGUGGUGGAGUUCUCCUGUGGUCACGUGAUCCCUCCAGACAACAUCUUGCCCCUUAUUAUAUGCAGUGGGCCCUCUAACCAACAGCUGGAAUUCACCUACCAGAGAAGAGAGCUGCCUCAGAUGAUGGAGGAGACGGGCCGCAUCCUCUGUAACUUGUGCAACGUGGUCCCUGGAGGGGUGGUAUGCUUCUUCCCUUCCUAUGAGUACCUGCGCCAGGUGCAUGCUCACUGGGACAAGACUGGCCUGCUGGCACGUUUGUCUGUCAAGAAAAAGCUUUUCCAAGAGCCCAAGAAAGCAAGCCAGGUGGAGCAGGUGCUGAUGGCGUAUUCCAAGUGCAUUUCGUGCUGCAGUCAGGAAGGAGGCCAUCUGACAGGAGCUUUGCUCCUCUCUGUGGUUGGAGGGAAGAUGAGUGAAGGGAUCAACUUCUCUGAUGACCUGGGCCGGUGUGUGGUGAUGGUGGGGAUGCCAUACCCCAACAUUAAGUCUCCAGAGCUGCAAGAGAAGAUGGCCUACUUGAAUCAGAUGAUUCCUAGGACACAAGGUCAGGCACCCCCAGGGAAGGUGUUGGUGGAAAAUCUGUGUAUGAAGGCUGUAAACCAGUCCAUAGGCAGGGCCAUUAGGCACCAGAGAGACUUUGCCAGUAUUGUGCUCCUGGAUCACCGGUAUGCCCGCCCUUCUGUCCUGGCAAAGCUGCCAGCCUGGAUACGAGACCGUGUGGAGGUCAAAGCCACCUUUGGCCCUGCCUUUGCUGCUAUGCGGAAGUUUCAUCGGGAGAAAUCACUUCCCCGUCUGGUAUAGGCUCCUCUUUUAUUCUCCCUCCUUGACCUGACCUGACCUUUGUGUUUCACCUGAGAUGGUCAAAAGCAGACACAACCUGUGAAGUCUACACCAGCCUUCCAGAAGCAGUGGAUUCCAGUGUUGUGACUUACACAGAAAAGCCACCAGGACAAAUCAAAUUCACCCUGAAGGAACAUGGCCCAGAACCUCAUUGUCAGGCGCCACAUUCCCUGAGACUGAUUCUUCCCAUGUGGCGCCUGGCUCAGCUUCAGUUUUUUUGCCUGACUUCAGGAGGCUGUGCAAACAGCUGCUCUAUGCCCUUUUAUGAGGCGAGGCCCACCCGGCCUUCAUCCUUUCUAGGGACAGUGAGUUGUUCUUGGCGUUUGGCUCCAGUUUCAGCCACAGAUGUCCCUAUUCCAGGCCCUGCUGUCCACAGGGCUUCCACAUUCAGGCUGUGUUGACUGUGGCUCCAGGAGGAGGUGGAUCUCUCUUGCUUAGCUGCUGCUCCUUCCUCAAGCCAAGGAGACCUCUUCUCUUCAGUCACCAAUUCCACCACACCUACCAUGGCCUCAGGAGCAACGCUAGGGCCACUAGACUCUUGCUGUGACUACGUUUAGAGCCCCUCUGUCACCAGAGCAUUUUUGGCGAUGGAGAAAUAUCAUCCCUCACUCUGCAGUAGUUGCCCCAACUCAUCUCUUUUUUGAAUCCAGGAAAAAAUGCUCUACUCCCUCAUUCUGUCUCAUUGCUGAGACAACCAGGUCAGGAGGACAGCUCACGGUCUGCUGAGCCA
Molecule: messenger RNA, 3567 nt
Organism: Chionomys nivalis (European snow vole)
Lineage: Eukaryota; Metazoa; Chordata; Mammalia; Rodentia; Cricetidae
Gene: Ddx11
Product: DEAD/H-box helicase 11
Exons: 27
Coding region: 81-2798 (905 amino acids)
Biological process (GO): nucleobase-containing compound metabolic process; establishment of sister chromatid cohesion
Cellular component (GO): nucleus
Molecular function (GO): ATP binding; hydrolase activity, acting on acid anhydrides, in phosphorus-containing anhydrides; DNA helicase activity
Source: RefSeq, a predicted model, not a curated record